Molecule: messenger RNA, 3036 nt
Organism: Fusarium coffeatum
Lineage: Eukaryota; Fungi; Ascomycota; Sordariomycetes; Hypocreales; Nectriaceae
Exons: 4
Coding region: 1-3036 (1011 amino acids)
Biological process (GO): positive regulation of transcription by RNA polymerase II; aromatic amino acid catabolic process
Cellular component (GO): nucleus
Molecular function (GO): zinc ion binding; DNA-binding transcription factor activity, RNA polymerase II-specific
Source: RefSeq, a predicted model, not a curated record
AUGGCCCCGUACGGCGCUGGCCAGCCGGCCUCCGGGGCCUCCGACUCAAGUCCUGCCGCCUCGAUUAACAAUGCUGCGCAAGGUUCUGCGCAACAGACUCCUGGGCAAUCGGGUGGAAACGCUGCGCAGAACUCCCAGCACAAGCGUGUUUACCAGGCUUGCAUUCCCUGCCGCCGGCGCAAAGUUCGAUGCGAUCUUGGCAGUGUCGACAAUCCCCACGAUCCUCCUUGUGUGCGCUGUCGCCGAGAGAGCAAAGAGUGUUUUUUCAGUGCUACUCGUCGCAAGCGCAAGACAGAUGAUGAUGGAAGCGACCAGGAUGAGUACAUCAUCAGAAAUGGCCGUAAAAGGCUUAACGUCAACGGAAGUCCUCCGCCGCUCAUCGAACGUCGAUCUUACAGCAAUGCACCCUUGACUCCCGGAGGUUCGCAUGGCCAAGCUCAACCGUUGCGCCGUCCUGAUGGCAGUAGAAUAGGUCGCGGAAGGAAUAGCGAAUGGGGCGGUGACGGCGAUGCCAAUCAGACAUUGGAAAAUAUUGAAGCUCAAACCGUCAUGCGGCGCGGUGUGUUUGGUCCGCAGGAUGCCCUGGAUCUGCUCUAUAAGGCAGCUACAGAUAGUCCUGCCGUCGAACGCGAGCGCAGAGAGAGUACUUCUUCGGCUCGUCCAACGGCCCCCAGGCCCCCACCCGAAGAUACUGGCCCUUAUGGCUAUGUUCCCAGAUCGAACUCCAGACCGCCUAAAACAGAGCAACCCAUCGAUCCCGAGCUCUCACGUCCCGAACUCAGUUCCCAGCCUGGAUAUGCGGAAGCUAUCAAGGCAUGGCAGCGCUUUCGAUUUGUCCGCGCUGGCUGGUUUACCGCCCUCGAGGCUAUCGAGUACAUCGACUACUACUACAAAUACCUUUCUCCAUUGACACCUAUAUCACCGCCAACUUUCAGCAACCCCGCGUCGCAUGUCACUCUGCUGUAUGAGGAGCCUAUCUUGACUGUCACUCUUUUGACGAUCGCCUCGCGAUACCGUCAAAUGCCUGGUACUGGCGGGCAUUGUCGGUCUCAUGCGAUUCAUGAGCAGCUAUGGAUGUAUCUGCGCGGCAUGAUCGAGCGAUGUCUAUGGGGACAAGAGGCUUUCGGCGGUGGUUUCUGUGUCCCUCCUAGCACCAGUGCCAUUUUCGAUGAGUCUCAAACGAGCAGCACAGCGCCCUGGCGUGGAUUGCGCAAGGGCAGUUUACGAACUCUAGGAACUAUCGAAUCACUGAUGAUCCUGACCGAGUGGCACCCUCGUGCGCUGCAUUUCCCACCUACCGAGGCAACUGACGAAUUGGUUUUGCCUAUGGAAGCCGCCUUCCAGGCUAUUACUGCUGCUGACGAGGACCCCAGCAAGACUUUGGGACCUGGCUUCGGCGGUAAAAGGAUUGAGAGCUGGCUCGAGCCAGCUUGGAGAAGUGACCGUAUGUGUUGGAUGCUUCUCAGUACUGCAAAUGGUCUCGCAUACGAACUGGGUGUUUUCGAUGACAUUGAUGAGCUCCUUCGCGACGACGCCAUCACUCGACCCGAAUACCAGGAGGAAUCGUACCGCCAACGAGCUUUCCGAAUCAAGCGUCUACUGCUCAUCUAUACUACACAACUAGCUGGCCGUCUUGGUUGGACCAACAUGGCUCCUGCUCACCUCCGAAGAAGUGAUCCUGCCCUCGCUCGAUUCCGACCUAAUUCAGUUGACGGGACUACACCAGGAACAAACCCCUCUUCGGUGGGCAACCACUUCAACUAUGUGCCUGAUCUGGAAUUGGAUGAUCAAAUUAUUCACUGCUGGGCCGGCAUCAGCAAUGCUAUGGAGAUGGGUAACGAGAAGAUCUUCCGCUCCCGAAAGCACACAACACAGAUUAUUCAGAACGGCAAAUACAUCAGCAUUCUCAAGGAAUUCGAGCCUAUCUUGCGCGAUUGGUGGAGGGAGUUCGAGUUGUUCCGUCUUCCUGAGUUCAUCAGGCAUAUUUUGACGAUCGAGUAUCAAUACGUGCGCAUCUACAUCAACUCGCUUUCGCUCCAAGCGGUCGUCGAGCGAUGUACCAACCAAGCUCAACAAGGAGCAGCGGCUCAUUCUGGACAUAACGGAGCGGCAGCUGUUAACGGAGGACACCCUCAAUUAUCGCCGCAGACAAUGAUCAACUAUGGGAAGCUUCCCCUUGGUCAACUCGGAGGCUUCACUGCACACGAUCAGGAAUACAUCCGCGAGGUGGUGGAAGGAAGCCGAAAUCUACUCCGCACAGUAGUCGAGGGUUUGCUGCCAGGUGAUUACCUGAAACAUGCUCCUGUCCGGACAUAUUUCCGCAUUAUCAGUGGUGCUAUGUUUCUGCUCAAGACUUUCGCCCUCGGCGCUCCACGAUCAGACGUGCGGAUGAGCAUUGAGCUGAUGGAUGCUACUGUUGAAGCACUUCGAAACUGUGUCGUUGAUGAUGUUCACCUGGGAAUUCGCUUUGCAGACCUUCUCGAGUCUCUCACGAGCCGCCUCCGCAACCGUUUCAUCCAGGCUCCUACUAUGCAACAAGCUUCAGGCCGAGGACAAAGCCCUGCACCAGAUGGACAGGUGCACGGUGGUGAAAACGCUGCUCCUAACGGAGAAGGAGACCCUAACUGGGUUGGAGGCCACGCGCAAAGACUUCGAGACGGUCUGAAUGGGAAUGCACCAGCUCAAGCCGCAACCCAUGAGGCUAACAACAUCUCAGCGACGCCUUUCGACCUUUCGGCACAGAACUUCCCCUAUCCUGGACAGGGUCCCAUGGGUCCAUCAACACCCACUGUCGUCGAUAACGCCGUCGCCAAUAUGGAUGUUAGUCUAUUCGAAGACUGGAACCACCAGGGCAACGAAAUGUGGUAUCUACCUCCCGGACCGGCCUUCUUCCAGAACGUUGAGAAUCCCUCCGUUGCCAUGGGUCCUGAAGGGGUCAACGUGGGUGGUCUCGAUCUCCUCGAGUAUAUGGCCAUGGAUCCCUCCCAGUUCCCUGGUUUAGAUCCUUCUUCUGGACCCCCGACAAGUCAUGCAUAG